UAUAUGUUUGUAGCAAUAGAUUGUGUGAUAAGCAAUGUUUGACUGUUUGUAUCAAUAGAUGUCAUUGAAUGCAGUGUUGAAUGCAUUGAAUGAAUGCAUUGAAUGAAUGUUUUGCUGAAUCACUGAACUUCUCGUUACAAACAAUUUGACAAUUGAUUUGAUCCAUCAAUUUAUCACAUCUUAAGACACAUUUAGUGACACCUAAUGGAGGGACUGAUUGGUAUCCGUUUCGAUAACUUUUGUUUGAUGGCUUCGGACCGAUUGGCCGCUCACUCGAUAAUUGUUGUCAAAAGUGAUGAGAAGAAGUUGUAUCCAUUGAGUGAUCACUUGUUGCUCGGUGUCAAUGGAGAAGCCGGAGAUACGGUUCAGUUUGCAGAGUUCAUUGAGAAGAAUAUAAGUUUGUAUUCAAUGAGAAAUGGAUUUGAAUUGAGUCCUUCUUCAGCCAAUCAGUUCAUUCAACGCAAUUUAGCCGAUUAUCUUCGCUCAAGAACUCCAUAUCAAGUGAACCUUUUAUUGGCUGGUUAUGACACGAUAACUAAUAAACCAGAACUUUAUUUUAUGGAUUAUUUGGCCACUGCUUGUGCCGUACCUUACGGUAUGCAUGGCUACGGAUCCUUUUUCGGUACUUCAAUACUUGACAGAAAUUAUAAAAGCAAUUUGACUGUUGAUGAAGGACUGGAACUGCUUAAGAAAGUGGUUCAUGAAAUUCAGAAAAGAUUGGUCAUUAAUUUGCCCGCAUUUCAAGUGGCAAUUGUCGAUAAAGACGGUGUCCGACAACUCGAUGAUAUUGUCUUCGAUCCGAAUGCUAUUGGACUCAACAAGAGUUUACAGUUACCCGUUGGCCAACAACCGGUUCCAAUGAGUCAUUAAUUGUCACGUUUUGUAUUAUUUAUAUUUGCAAACUCUUUGAUUCAGUUUAAAUAAACAUUGAAUU
This is a messenger RNA of Oppia nitens, 934 nucleotides long. It is a transcript of the gene Prosbeta4, whose product is annotated as proteasome subunit beta type-2-like. The coding region runs from base 205 to 870 and encodes 221 amino acids. The record is from RefSeq and is a predicted model, not a curated record. Gene Ontology annotation, biological process: proteasomal protein catabolic process. Gene Ontology annotation, cellular component: proteasome core complex; nucleus; proteasome core complex, beta-subunit complex. Lineage: Eukaryota; Metazoa; Arthropoda; Arachnida; Sarcoptiformes; Oppiidae. Gene Ontology annotation, molecular function: peptidase activity. The transcript has 2 exons.